AUGCAUUUCACCAGCAACAUCGGAGUCAGCGCCAUCCUUCUCAGCGCCGUUGCCGUCUCGGCCUGGCCUGUCGAAGGAGCCAGCCCCAACAGCCUGGCCGCCCGCGGUGUCGGUGGGGAUGUCGGCAACAUCCCAAUCAAGGUUGACGGCAUGUUGGAGUCGAGGGAUGUUAACGGCGCCAAGAAUUCCAAGCCCGCCGCCGGACUUUCUCCAGCAUCAUCCUCUGCCGGCAAAAAGACAAGCGGGUCUCCACCCGCAGCUGCCGCCGUCGUCCCGGCGACCCAGCCAGCAUCGGCCGGGAAAGGCAAGGCCUCCGCACCUCCUGCUGGUGCCCUGACCACCCCGCAGGGGCUGUCGGCACAGCAGGGUGCCGGCAAGAAUACCAAGGCCCUCGCCCCCGCGGCGCAGAGCAGCAAAAACACCGCCAAGCCGGCCGUUGGCACAUCCGGUACUACUGCCACUAACCCGGCGGCCAACACGGCCUGCGCCCUAGGGAAGAGCAGCAAGAAGAAGGGCGGGCUGGCCAGGCGCUCCGACCCGUGUUGGAACAACCCGUGGGCUACCAACCCCAGCCCUGUCGGCGGCGGCGGCGGCAACAACGCCGCGGCCGGCAGCGGGCUCAACGCUUGGGGCAGCAGUGCUAACGCUUGGGGCGCGAAUGCCGCUGGUGGAAGCAGUACCAACGCUUGGGGCGCGAAUGCAGCCGGCGGAAGCAGUGCCAACGCUUGGGGCGGCAUGGGUGGUGGUGGUGGUGCUGCCGCCGGAGGCGCCGGCGGCUACGCAGCCAUUGGCGGGAUGGAGGUGGCCAUGGGACAGUCCACAGCCGCGUACCCCGGGCAGACGUUCAAGACCAGAGGGCUGGUCAACUGCUUCGGCGUGGUGGUGCUCACGCGGGACCCAACGUUCGGGGCUACGGCGCCGGCGCUGGCGCACGUGACGGCCGACGCGACGGGCAUGCAGGAGCUGAGGUCUUUUGUCCAGAAGAUCAGGCAGAGCGGCGGCUCCGCGACCAGGAUCGUCGUCCGGCAGGCGAGUACGUCCAGCGGUAUGGUCCCGAGCUGGACGGCGGCCGACACCACCGCCAUGCUGAGUCUGAGGAACGACGUCGCCACCAUCAUGGGCACGCUAAACGCCCCGAUUCAAGCCGUCUCGAGCUCCAUGGGCGGUGAGCAGUACCGCAACCGCCAGCCUCCUGCCGGGACCAUGUGGGUCACUGGUCAGGGCCAGGUCUUUGUCGACGGUCAGCAGGUGUUGUAA
Molecule: messenger RNA, 1257 nt
Organism: Pyricularia pennisetigena
Lineage: Eukaryota; Fungi; Ascomycota; Sordariomycetes; Magnaporthales; Pyriculariaceae
Exons: 1
Coding region: 1-1257 (418 amino acids)
Source: RefSeq, a predicted model, not a curated record